Molecule: messenger RNA, 579 nt
Organism: Gongylonema pulchrum
Lineage: Eukaryota; Metazoa; Nematoda; Chromadorea; Rhabditida; Gongylonematidae
Source: the annotation of a GenBank genome assembly
AUGAAACAACAAUUGACGGGUUCGGCACUUCAUUUGCUAUUAAUGGAAAGGAGGGGCGUGAUGGCCGGCUGCGCAAGUUGUCAAUGUUGUCCUCGUUUUGAACCUCUACAAAUAGCAUAUAUUUUGCUCGAGUUCCGGCUACAGGCUUCAGUGCGUCGCCCGGUAAUUCAGUUCUAUCUGCCGCCAGUCAAACUGAACUGUAUUACGCUGGAUUUCAUUUCCCUUCUGUUCCAUUUGGUGCUGCUGCUUUUCAUCUAUUCGAUGCAAGUCGCUAGCCUAAUAUGCGUUAAUUAUCACAAAUAUUAUGAAGACGGUAAAUUACGCCUGAUAAAUCGUGGGACUUGCGGUGCGAGCAACGGUUUCUGCGUUGCCGUGAAGUUCUGGGACAAAGAUCCAAGGAGGAAACGUGGCAUCUCGUUGGGAUGCGACCGAAUCGACUGCGAGCAUUUCCAGGAACCGGGAUAUGGCUGGGACUCAAAUGGCUGCCGCAAGGAUCGUUAUCUGGGCAGUGAUGGACGAGUGUGUUGCUGUCGGCACGACUUAUGCAAUCGCUCCAGGAAAACAGUCCACUGCUUCGUA